Calliphora vicina (urban bluebottle blowfly) is the source of this 2905-nucleotide messenger RNA. It is a transcript of the gene Sytalpha, whose product is annotated as Synaptotagmin alpha. The coding region runs from base 560 to 2005 and encodes 481 amino acids. Gene Ontology annotation, molecular function: calcium-dependent phospholipid binding; phosphatidylserine binding; calcium ion binding. The record is from RefSeq and is a predicted model, not a curated record. The transcript is spliced from 8 exons. Gene Ontology annotation, cellular component: synaptic vesicle membrane; exocytic vesicle; axon. Gene Ontology annotation, biological process: calcium ion-regulated exocytosis of neurotransmitter; cellular response to calcium ion; regulation of dopamine secretion. Lineage: Eukaryota; Metazoa; Arthropoda; Insecta; Diptera; Calliphoridae.
CUCAGAGGCAAUAACAACAUAUAUACAGAAGAAGAAAAAAAAAUCAGAAAAAAAAUAAAUACAUACACAAAAAAACAAUAAAAACACACAACUAAACAACAACAAAAUAAUAAAAAAAAUAAUACAAAUAUUUAUUUAUUUGUUUAAUAAAUUAUUAACCGAUAAUAAUAGUAAUAAUAAUUAUAAUAACAACAACAAAUAAACAGUAAUAAAUUAUUUAGUUGAUGAAAUAUUUUGCACAAAUUUGUUGACUUUAUUUAGAGUGAUUUUUGGGUGUAAUUUUGUUGGUAAUGACUUUGAAAUGAAAAUGAAAUGUUAACAUAUUGUCAGGAUUAUUAACAAUAUUCGAAGCUGAAAAUAACAAAUUAUUAAUAAAAAACUAAAGAAAAACAACAAAAAGGGAAUUUGUUUAUCUAAAUAAACUCCCCCACUACAUCUACUAGACUUCUAGAACCAUAAACAUUUGUACAUAAGUCUUUGUGAGAGAUUUGAGAUUUCCUUUUCCUUCAGCUCUGAAUAAGUUUUCAUUCUUUACUACAUACAACUAAAGUUUCUCACCAUGGAUAUUGUUAUACGUGAAGAAGACAUUUCAUUGGGCCAAGUGGGUAUUUAUGCAUCCUUGUCAUUUUUAGUGGUUUCAGUAUUGGGUUUGGGAUUUUAUGCCACUUGCUCGAGAAGAUAUCGUUUGAAUUGGUUUGAGAAGACUCUCUUAGAGUCAGCUAAUAACAAAGAUGAUGAAGCCGAUUGUAGAGAUGCCUUGGUGGCAACGGCUUCUGGUUACAAUGUGGAUAAUAUUAGUGAAUGCUCACGUUCUGUGGCCAAGGGCAAUGUUACACCCACCUCUAUAAAUACCGAAGAUCCCACUUUUUGGGUGCCACCACCUUCGAAGACCAUACAACAACAGGUUUCCACUUCGGCUGAUGAGUCGCCACCCUCAACACCCACCUCCCCAACAGGCAGCUUGAAGUCCAAUACUUUAUCGAUGUCGUCCUGUAAUUCCGUGCCUAUUGCUCGUUCCGACAAACAUGUGGUGUUGGCUAUGAAUCCUGCACGUCCCAAGGUUUCCUCGAUGAAUGCCAAAUUGGAUCAUACCAAAAUCGACAUGUCACUAUAUAGAACGAACUCUUUACAAAAGGGUCCAAAUCCAAUUGAGGACAUUAAGGGCAGCAUUCAUGUCAGCAUAGUUUAUGAUCCUCAUGCUGGCAUUUUGUCGGUUCGCUUAAUAGAGGCUCAAAACCUUCAACCUCGCGAUUUUAGUGGCACUGCUGAUCCUUAUGCUAAGAUACGUUUAUUACCCGAAAAGAAGAAUUUCUGGCAGACUCGUAUACAUAAGAAGACUCUAAAUCCAGUGUUCGAUGAAGACUUCGUUUUCGAAGAAAAUCCCAAUGCCAUUGAUAAACGUACCAUAGAAAUUUUACUAUACGACUUUGAUGCCUACUCCCGUCACGUUUGCAUAGGAGGAGCACAAAUUCCUCUAAAUAAUUUGGAUCUAACUAAAAAGGAAAAAUUCUGGACACCUUUGGGAACAUGUGCUGAACAAGACAUGAAGGUAGAUUUGGGUGAUGUCAUGAUUACUUUGGCCUACUUGCCCUCGGCUGAGCGUUUGACAGUGGUGGUUAUAAAGGCUAGAAAUUUGAGAAUUGUAGAUGAUUCACGCAACUCCUCGGAUCCCUAUAUUAAAGUGACUUUAAUGGUGCCGGGUAAAAAGAAUAAAAAACGUAAAACGGCCGUUAUACGCAACAAUAUCAAUCCGGUGUAUAAUGAAGCCUUGACAUUUGAUGUGCAUAAGGAGGCUUUGAAAAAUGCCACCAUAGAGUUGCAGGUGGUGCAUGAUGGUUUAUUGGGUUCUAAUGAAAUUUUGGGCAGAGCUAUUAUCGGUUCGGGUCAUGAUGUUCGCCCCGAUGAGAAAAUUUUCUUUGAUGAAAUGUUUCGCUCUAAAAACGCCACUGCUCAAUGGGUGCCACUGCAAGAUGUUAAUAAUGCUCGCACUAACAGUGGUAAUUAAAUUGGAAUUUAUUUGUUAUGUUAGACUAUUUGCUAUGGUUUGUGUCUGAACUAGAAAAGGUUCUUAACUAAACCGAAAAAACAUGGAAUACCUUCCACUCUUUGUUGUCUAAUAUAGUUUGAGAAUCAUGGCAUUUGAUUAGUGCUGCUGCUGAACUACUAAUGUUAAAUAACAUUUCAACUGUUAAAGCUGAUUAACAUUUUGUGUUUUCUCCCAAAAUACUUGAAUCAGAAAUUGUUGUUAGAAAAAUGUUAACCAAAAUCAAAAUUUUUGCAGGGAUAUUCAAUUCAUACAAGAGAAUAAUUUAAAAUUAAACCUUAAAACAAUUAUUAAAUGUGCUUUAAUCUCGGAAAUCGUAAAAUUAUUUAAAUUAAACAAAAUCAAAUUAAAAGAAAAGAAAAAUUGGAUUUUUUUUUUAUAAAUUAUAAAUAUAAUUGGUUUUUUGCUAUUGAUGUUUAUAAACAAUUACUAUCACAUACAUACAUCCACUUAUAUACUUAUAAAUAUUUAAAUGUUUUUUAUGUAGUAGUUUUAGCAACAAAUAAAAUAUAUAUUUGAAAUGAAUUUAAAAGAGAUUUUGUCUACAUGUCCAUAAGUACCUAAAAUAGUAAAACUUCUUUGUAACUUUAAAUCAAAUCGAACAGUAUUUUGUCAGUAUCUUCUGAACCUGAUGAGGGUGGAAGAAAAAAAAUAAAUUUUUUAGUAAAGUUGGUUUCCUUUAAAUGUUAAACAAAAAUGAAACAAAUAUUUGCCAGUACUUAAGUAUGACUACAAUAAAUAUAUAUUUAAAUUAAUGGUUUAUAAUAUAAAUAAUAUAUUAAAUUGACUAUAUAUAACCAUAGAUACUACAAGUACAUAAAACACUUAUACUAAAAAUACCAAGAAAAUAUUCAUAUACUU